This is a messenger RNA of Talaromyces amestolkiae, 1653 nucleotides long. RefSeq lists its product as uncharacterized. Gene Ontology annotation, cellular component: nucleus. The record is from RefSeq and is a predicted model, not a curated record. The transcript has 3 exons. Lineage: Eukaryota; Fungi; Ascomycota; Eurotiomycetes; Eurotiales; Trichocomaceae. The coding region runs from base 1 to 1653 and encodes 550 amino acids. Gene Ontology annotation, molecular function: DNA binding.
AUGGAUACGGAUGCACCCAACGGACAGGAGAGUGAUUAUGGAAGUUCUCCAUGGAUCGAAUUAGGCGCAUUUGAGUCGCCAGGAGGCUCGCAUCACAGCCCACCAUUGCCGGAUUUCCAUGGAUUCAGCUAUGGAUCUUCACCUAUCAUGCCACUGGAACCGGCAUACAGCAUGUCUAUUCCUCCGCCAUAUUCGACAAUUAACUUGACCAUGCCGGCUCAUCCUUGGCCUAGUAUGUUGACUACCCAGUCACCAUUCCCGGAGACUUCACUGUCGCCUGCGCCUACUCCGACUUUGUCAAUACCCCAGCCAGUGCCUAUCCGGCCUUUACAUACGACUCCCGCACCGUCUGCGCCGACACCUCGUAGGACCUUGACGGAUGAAGAUCGCCGUCGGAUGUGCUUGUACCAUGAAGAGAACAAGUCAGCUAAACAGACUGACAUAGGAGCUUUAUUCGGUGUAGAGAGGAGUACUGUAUCCAAGGUCCUGCGACAAAAAGAAAAGUACCUAAGUAUGGAUGACGGAAGCCGAUCUCCCAUCAAACGAAGUAAAGGAAAAGUGCCCGACAUCGAAAAGGCUCUUGCCAACUGGGCUCGAAACUAUCAGCGCCAGGGAUUCGUUUUGACGGACGCUAUGAUCAAAGAGAAAGCACAUUUCUUCGCUACAACCUGUGCUAGUCCAGAUGGGAAAUCAAAGAUCCUCACCGCAAGUUGGCUGGAGAAAUUCAAGCAGAAAAAUAACCUGUCAGGAUCAAAGUCUCGAAAGAACUCUACAGAUACAAUCGCAAGCGAUAGAGAAGACCUGCCUCAUAUUCACUCUCCAACUGGCACGCUCAUAUCGACGGGUGUAUCGCCUAUUUCUCCUACAGGAUUGACGCCGUCGCCUCUUUCACCUUCUAUGAGCCAAGAAACCCUAAAGAAAGAACUUGGCGAGAGCGCUCUUCUCGAUUUCUCCAGAGAUCCAGUCAAGCAUGGCCACUCGCAGAGCACGACUUCCCUCGACACGAUCCCAUCAUUGUCUGCCGGCGUAGCUAGUCCGACAUCACCUUUGGUCUCUGAAAGCCCAUACACUCCAACCGUGCGGUCUCGCCUGCCUUCAAUCAGUUCUGCUGCUAGUCGACCCCGAAGCCAGACAUUCCCACUUGCAGGAGAUGCCGAGUCUCUGAAUGGACAGGGGGAACACCACAAGGUCACAAACUCAAAGCACUCCAUGAACGGAUCACUCUCCGUUUCAGUGGUCGACUCACCCUUGGAUGAUGACUCGGAACACAAAAGCCCGAACGAUACUGGCGAUGACAGCAACAGCUCAAUGAAACAUCACAGAAGCAACUCAGACCUGAAAUCGAUCAGUACCUCGAUGCAGCCUCCACCCGUACCACCAUCUAGAUCCAGCACAGUGAGCAGUCCAGUCUCUCCUGGAUCACCGACGCAGGACGAAGCGCGACGUGCCCUAGAGCUGGUCAUGAACUAUAUCCAGAACCAACCUUCAGGUUUAGGGCUACAGAUGCAGGACUAUGUUACAAUGGGUAAAUUGAUGGAAAAGCUUGAUCUGGUACACAACAACCAGUCAAUCUCGGGCAGGCUUCAUCGCAUAGAUGAGGACACCGAUGGUCCUCAAAUGACUAAGAAGAGGAGUAUUCACUCCUUGACAUAG